AUGGCGCGGGGCAAGGGCAAUCCGAGUAGAUUAGGUGCACGAAUGGGGUCUAGAAAAGGGGCGGGGUCCGCUAAGGCGGAAGAUGUGGUGACGGGUGGCCGGGGCCUAGGUGGCGGGACUCCCGAGAAAGGAACUGGUGGUGCUGGGGGAGUUAGUGAAGAAAGAAUCCAGAGCCAAGUGAGGUUAGGGAAAGUGUUCAGCUUGGGGGAGCUGUUGGAGCAGCAGCCGUUGCAGGACGCGACGGCGCUGGAAAGGGUUGGCAGGCAGAAAGUCUGCGACCUGCGGAGGGCGGACCCCGCUGGGGUUGCGCCAGGAGUGACGGUGCUGCGGCACGGGAGAAGGGGAGCGGAGCGUCUGCGCACCCCAGGGAGACCCGCGAGCUUAGGGAGGCCCGAGGAGUUAGUUCAGCGGAUCAGGGGUCUCAAGCCAAGUGAAGUGGAGAACGCGCAGGGUUUCAUAGACGGUUGGAAUCGCUUCAAGCUGCGGUUUCCACGUGGGUUCCCGGAGGAUAAGCUGUGGGUUAACUUUGUUGCAAACCACCCUGAGAGAGCAAAGUUGUUGGGAGUUACGGUCAACCCCAGGCAGCACUGGCCGUUUGUCCAGCUGCGCUGUCCCUCUCCUUGCCCGCUGUGCCACAGGCCGGAGAGAGACGAGCAGAGGAUACGGGAAGCGGUGGAACGUGCUGAGGCAGAGGAGAGAGAAGAACGUGCUAGGAAGCAGUUGUCGGCGCGGCAGCAGCAGGAAGAGCGGGCGCUCAGGGAAGCUGAAGAGCUGCGGCGCCGGGACGAGCUGACGGCGGUGCACGGGCGCCGGUUUGAGCAACGGGAGGAGGCGUUGGAGACUAAGAAGGAGUUCCGGAAGAAGGAGGAGAAGCGGCUUGCGGAGGUGCAGGAGCAGUUUGCGAAGGACGUGGAGAGAAACCCUAGGCUAGCGGAGCUGCUAGAGGCCACGCAGAGGUUCGUCGCAAGGUGGGGGCCGUACGUGGACGGACACAGCGGGGUACCAGAGGCCAAGCUUUGGCUCGCCUACGUAGCCAACGACCCGAGAGGAGCGAGCGGGUUUGGAGCAAAGGUCAGCUUAGCGGAGCACCUCCCGCAGGUGGUGAACGGGUGCUUGACCGCCUGUCGCUUGUGUGACCAGGUCCAGUCGCUGGAGACGCGUCAGCAGGUGUGGAACCAGACGCAGCAGCUGGUGGAGCAGGCGGCGAGGGCGAAGGAGCUGAGGGAAAGGGCGGUUGCAGCAGAGGCGGCCAGGGUGCAGGCGGAGUCGGCCAAGAAGAAGCGGGAGCGGAAAGCGGAGGCGAAAGCGAGGCGCAUAGCGGAACAGGGAACGGGUAGCAAGGAGAAGGAGGGCGAAGAGGCGCGCCCCGCUUGGCUGGAGGAGGAGCUCCGGGGUUACUGUGAGUGGCACUCGGUGCACGGGUGGCUGCUGGCGCUGCUGGACACACGCCUUGCGGACCAGGGACGCGAGAGCACAGAGGAGUCAGGGGUGGGCCAGGAAGGAAGGGUUGAGGCUGGGAAGGAAGUCCAGCCGGUUGUGAGGGGUGAGCAGGCCGUGGGGUGGUGGGAGGAUCCAUUUGGGGAGAUGGCAACAUGCGCGGGGGCUGAUGGGAAGCUUAGGUUCUCGGGAAAGAAAGGCGAGGGGUUGACGAUUAAGCAGUUCGAGUUAAUGGUGAAGGGGAGCUUGCUGAGCAGGUUUAAAAAGCUCCAGAAAGACGUCGGUGAGCCGAUCACGGGCCCUGAGUUCCUGGGCAACUACUGCAUCUUCCUUGGGGAGUUCCUGGACAACCCCGCCAAGCUAGCCCACGAGCGGGAGUACGAGGCGCACUGCCGGGAAACGGACCCGGUGGCAGCCCUCCUAAAGUCCCUCAAGAGGCAUUUCAAGGACCAUAAGGAGGGCAGGGCUCACGAAUGGGUGGCGUUCAGGAGGGAGCCGGGGGAGGAGCUCCCGUCGCUGCUCUUUAGGCUCCAAGGGCUAGCGCUGGACCUGGAGAAGCCCCUGGAAGACAAGGAGCUGGUGGGGAAGUUCGUGGCAAGCCUCGAUCGCCGGUUCGCGGAACAGACUAACACGCAGGCGAUGUCGUCGACGGUCGAGACAGGAGGGGCCUACACGCUGGAUGAAGCGUAUGAGGCCGCGCUGAUGGUGGCCGCCGGCAAUGCGUGCAUGAAGAUCGCCAGGGAGCUGGUGCCCAGGAGUAGCGAGGUCCCCCGCGCGUGUUGGGGAGGACGGGCAAGCGGGGCGCACUCGGCACUGCAGCUGGAGGAGCCCGUAUACGCAGCGGCGGUGGCCGCUCCCGUGGCACAGCAGGGGGGCUCGGGGGCGUGCCACAACCGCGGGGAGACCGGGCACUACAGGAACGCGUGCCCCCAUCCCCCGCAGAACAGCGCUGGGCGGGGAGGCGGACGGGCUGGACGCGGCGGCGGCGGACGCGGCCGGGGACGGGGCCCCUGUUGGGUCUGCGGUGAUCACGACCACCAGGCUGCUCAGUGCGCAAAGCACGCUGCCCCUGCCCCUCAGCCUCAGCAUGCUGCGGUGGCGGUGCGUGCCCCCCCGGCAUGUGGAGACGGGAGGGGAGUGCUGGUGUCGGGGGCAAAGUUGAGGGCGUUCCAGGAGUGGAGGGCAUCUUCUCAAGCGGCGCUGGCGACGCGGGCCGACGAGGGGGAGGAGGAGGACUUCGAGUGGGACGAGCAAGAGUACGCACUCGGGGCGGUUGCGCUCCCCGUCAGCGAAGGCACGCCAAACAACAUGGCGGCGGCAGGAACUAGGGCGGGGGCGGAAAAGGCGAAAGCCACCAGGGCAGCGAAGCGCGGACCAAGGGAGGCGGGACGGCAGGAAGCGCAGGUGAACAAGGGCGCUGUUGGGAAAGUGGGGACGGAGCAGAUCGCGCGGCCAAUGGGGGACGGGACAGAGGAGGCGCUCAGGGCAAGACGGGACAAGGGGGCGGCGAAGGAGCGGGCCGCGAAGCUGCCCGAUCAUGGGCGGUACGUCGUGCCACAGGGGCUGCACCGGCUGCCGGCGGGGUUCGCGGUCAGGGACGCGCAGGUGCCGCAGGCCGCUGGGACUACGCGCGUCAGAGCCGCAGGAAAUGCGCGCGCCAGCUCGCCCGACGUGGUUCCCAAACCCACUCAUCCCAGCUCCUUUGAGACCGUGCAGGCCCCAUACCACCUGCCAGGUAAGACAGCCCCGGCCCCUUUCCAAAACCAAGGCCGUGGGCAAUCCCAAACCUUGCAGGGCCUGGUAGCGCCUGGCGCGGGGGUCCUGCCACAGCCGGUGCUGACCGGGGGGGUCCACCUCGACGUGGGAACGUUCCUAGAGCUGGCCCAGCGCGCGGACAUGAGCAUGGCGGACGUGGUGGCGCUGACUCGUGGGCAGAAGGCGGGCGUGGCGCCGCCGCAGGCCCAGGUCACCGCCGGUUCAGGCAACGGGCGCAGCCUGUCACCAGCGGCGCUCAGGGCCCAGGAGGCAAGGGAGCGGAGCGCCGGCGCGGCGCAGCAGAGCGAGGGGCAGACGCCGGGGGGGGCUGGGGCCAAGGAGAUCUCAGGACCCAUGGCCCAGUGGGUGGCCAUUCUGGAGGACUCAGUCAGGCGGGCACCAGAGCCGGCGGGGGUGGCGGUGGGAGCGCCCAGCGGGUCCAUGGAAGGGGCAGAUGACGAGGGAUAUGCAGACGCGGUGGUGUGGGCAGACGUCCCGGUUGAAGAGGCUCCUGAGAGCUCGGCGAUGGGGGAAGGUCGGGGGCGGGCCAGACAGCGGGGGCAGUCAGACAAGGCAAUGGCAGAGGCACGGCAAGAGGAGGAACUGAGGGCCCACGCAGAGGAGCGGAGCAUCAAGGACAGGGUAUCCAGGCAGGACGCUGCGCUGGCAAGGAAGCUGGUGACAGGUGAAGCGAUGGCCAAGGGGAUUGACCCCAGCGCAGCGGUCGAGGCCCAGGCAGCGUUGGGGGGAGAGCGUGGGGAAGCGGAAAAGGGGAAGGAGAAAGAGGGGGACAGGGGCAGUAGGGCAAGCUUGGAGGAGGCGCUGGGUUGGGAGAAGCGGGUAGCUGGCGGGGCGAAGAAAGGCAGCACGCCGCUGGCGCCUGUCACAUUUCAGCCGCACAGAGCCACGGGGCAUAGUAAGGAAUUGGAGGCGGAUGCCUACGCGCACGCGGCGAUAAUGGCGUGCUUCGCCGACGGGCGCCCGCUGGUGGAGGCUGGGAGGCGGUCGCAAGUUGAAGGGGUUCCAGACUGGGUGGACAACAGCAAGGGAGCGGUGCGAGUGGCGGCGCCCCAGGGACUGGUGACACCGCAGCGGGUGCUCUUGGACGGCGGGAGUUAUUACACGAUGGUGGGAGCCAGGCUCAAGGAGCAGCUCGGGCUCGGGGAUGCGGAUAUGGACGCGGGGGGCCAGAAAGUCCACACAGCGACGGGUAAAGUGGAGUCCCUGCAAGGCGGACUGACAAAAGAACCGGUGCCGAUCAUCCUCAAUGCAAACACGCCGGAGGAGUUGACAAUCUGCGAAAAGGUGGCUUUCACGGGGUCAACAGGGUAUGACCUCUUGAUCGGCAUACGGGCGGCGUACCCGUCUGGUCUCUUGGUGGACAGGUGGGCAGAGACGGCAGUCUACAGGGCGGACUGGCAAAGGCAGGGCGUGGUGGUGGGGAAGUUGCCGAUGAAGCUGCAUCAAGAGCUGGGGGCGGCAUGGACAACGGACGCGGGGGGGGCUGGGCCAGGGAGCGAGGAGGACACAGGGGACGGGCCCAGCUCCCCAACUGGUGGGAAGGAGGGUGGGGGGACCCUCAGGCAGGAGCGGAUGAGACGGUGGAGGGGGAAAAGAUGGCCGCGGGGGCCGGUGCUGGACGUGGCAGCAGAGGCGGAGAGGGCGGUCUGGCAGGCAGUGGGGGAGAAGCGCAAGAAACCAGGGGAUCCAAAACAGGUCCCCUUGCCGCAGCUGGAGGGGUGCAGGCCAAUCAACUGGAACGUCGCCGCCCCACUCCCAGCAGACAGGCCCCUCCGAAUCUUAGAGCUGUUCGCCGGGGCUGGCGCUGCUACGCAAGCUGUAGCGCGGCUGGGGUAUUCUGUUGGGGAAGUCAUCGCGUGCGAAAGGAGGGGAGCAGCACGGCAGGCCCACUCCAGGGCGCUGCAGCGCCUCGCGAAGGAGUUCCCAAACCAGGUCAGCCAGCGGGCGGGGGCGCAGCUUCACCAUCGCCUUCCACAAGACGUGCAGCUGGUGACGGCGGCGCACCCUGGGGCCCAUCGACCUGGUGGUCGCGGGUUGGCCAUGCCAGCGCGGCAGGUGGCGGGGGUGGUUUGGACGACGCCAAGUCAGGACUGUUCGUCGAGCUCCUGCGAGUCCUGGGUAUACUGCAAGGGCUGCACAGGAAAUGGGGACGAAGCCUCGGGUACGUGGUUGAACACGUGGCAGCGGGGUUCGACCGCAGGCCAAAGGUGCGGGAUCACUACGCAGCUGUGCGGGGGCUGUUAG
Klebsormidium nitens is the source of this 5457-nucleotide messenger RNA. The record is from the annotation of a GenBank genome assembly. Lineage: Eukaryota; Viridiplantae; Streptophyta; Klebsormidiophyceae; Klebsormidiales; Klebsormidiaceae.